Polypterus senegalus (gray bichir) is the source of this 831-nucleotide messenger RNA. RefSeq names its product deleted in primary ciliary dyskinesia homolog (mouse) (gene dpcd). Lineage: Eukaryota; Metazoa; Chordata; Cladistia; Polypteriformes; Polypteridae. Bases 42 to 653 code for a protein of 203 amino acids. The record is from RefSeq and is a predicted model, not a curated record. The transcript is spliced from 6 exons.
CGACGAUUCCGGCGUCGAGGUCGCAACCCUGCUUUUCCAAUAUGGCGGUGCAGAACUGGCUGGAAGCGCUGAAAGCUGCGAAAAAAACAGCGUUGAUCCAGGAUGGUAUACGGAAAGUACAUUACUUAUUUUUGGAUGGAAAAGAAAUGGCUGAAGAGUAUGACGUGAAAACAGAUGAACUUAUUGUAAGAAAAUGGAGGUCGAAGACUUCUAUUGGUGCAGUUGGUCAAUGGCAAAUAGAGGUUGGGGAACCCUCCCCUCCUACACUGGAGGCCCUGGAGCCACAACUAAUAAAAGAAAGCAGUGGCAACCCUGUGGUAAUGAGGAAAGAUACAAAGACCUGUUUCCAAUGGAGAAUUCGAAACCUGCCCUACUCUAAAGAAGUCUAUAAUCUGUCUGUGGAGCCUACAGAACGCUGCUGCAUUGUGCGCACCUCCAAUAAAAAGUACUACAAGAAGCUCCAUAUUCCAGAUUUAGACAGAUGUCAGCUGCCUCUGGAUCCAUCAGCCCUCAGCUAUGCACACGCCAAUAAUACGCUAAUUGUCAGUUACCAGAAACCCAGAGAGAUUUUAAAUUUGGAACAUGAACUACAGAAAGAGCUGAAGAAGAUGAAAGGUUCCAGCGAUGGGGAUGUCGACUGUAAAACACAGUGAGCCAAUGCCAGUCCACAUGAGCAAGAGACUCCUUUGAAAUAUCCUCGGCUGAGGUCCUCAUUUUGCUUUUGUUGUCUUGAAAAUAGAGCAGUGGUUUUGUGCAUUGAUUCAUUGCAGCUUUUUUUUUUUAUAGUUGUAUCGGAAUAAUAAAUGCUUAUUUAUGGCAUUAGUACUGUAA